Paramormyrops kingsleyae is the source of this 2179-nucleotide messenger RNA. RefSeq names its product retinoid X receptor, gamma b (gene rxrgb). NCBI's taxonomy places the organism in Eukaryota, Metazoa, Chordata, Actinopteri, Osteoglossiformes, Mormyridae. Gene Ontology annotation, cellular component: nucleus. The record is from RefSeq and is a predicted model, not a curated record. Gene Ontology annotation, biological process: regulation of DNA-templated transcription. Gene Ontology annotation, molecular function: zinc ion binding; sequence-specific DNA binding; nuclear steroid receptor activity.
UGCCAGCCUGUUUGUAGCUGCGAGAGUUCAGUGGGGCCGAAGGGAAGAUUCCGGAGAGAUGCUGCUCUCCGUGACGGCGCACUCGCAACUAUCAAAGCAAUAGUUAACACAGGAUGGAUAAUAACGACAGAUAUCUGCACCUAAGUUCCCCCGGGCCCAUGAGUUCGCCCCCCACCCAGCCGCCCAUGAGCUCCAUGUUGGGACAUCCCUCUGUUAUCAGCACUUCGACAGCCCCUUCUCGGCACCACCCCUCCCCCGCAGGCGUCAUCAGUUCCCCCAUGAAUGGGUUAGCCUCCCCUUACUCUGUCAUCACCUCAUCGCUUGGUUCCCCGUCCGUCUGCCUGCCUUCCGCUCUUGAAAUCGACUUUGGGACCCUAAACAGUGCACAGAUCAGUUCGAUGAAUGUCAGCAACAUGGAUGAUGUGAAGCCACCUCUCACCCUGGGGAACAUGAAUAGUUAUCAAUGUGCCAGUCCUGGGUCCCUGACCAAGCACAUCUGUGCCAUCUGUGGGGAUCGCUCCUCAGGGAAGCAUUACGGUGUGUACAGCUGCGAGGGCUGCAAGGGGUUCUUCAAGAGGACCAUUAGGAAAGACCUCACCUAUACGUGCCGGGACUGCAAGGACUGCCUGAUCGACAAGCGCCAGAGGAACCGCUGCCAGUACUGUCGCUACCAGAAGUGUCUGGCUAUGGGGAUGAAAAGGGAAGCAGUACAAGAGGAGAGACAGAGAGGAAAAGACAGGAGUGAAAGUGAGGUGGAAUCCUCCUGUGGCUUCAACGAGGACAUGCCUGUGGAGAAGGUCCUGGCUGCGGAGCUAGCUGUGGAGUCAGAAGCAGAAUGCUGUGUGGAGGGUAGCCCUGGCAACUCGGCUCCAAGCUCACCACGACCCUGUACUGGACCAGCAGUUAAGGAAGAUGGAUGGUUUCCUCAUUUUGCCUCUCUUUGUCUUGGGCAGUCCAAUGACCCUGUUACCAACAUUUGCCAGGCAGCAGACAAGCAGCUCUUCACGCUGGUGGAGUGGGCGAAGCGAAUUCCGCACUUCUCUGAGCUACAGCUGGACGAUCAAGUCAUUCUCCUCCGAGCAGGUUGGAAUGAGCUGCUCAUAGCCUCCUUCUCUCACCGCUCCGUCAGUGUGAAGGAUGGCAUCCUGCUGGCCACUGGCUUGCAUGUGCACCGUAACAGUGCCCACAGUGCCGGGGUGGGCUCCAUCUUUGACAGAGUUCUCACAGAACUGGUGUCCAAGAUGAAAGACAUGCAGAUGGACAAGUCAGAGCUGGGAUGCCUGCGAGCUAUCAUCCUCUUCAACCCAGAUGCGAAGGGGCUGUCCAACCCAGCUGAGGUCGAGGGUCUGAGAGAGAAGGUGUAUGCAUCCUUGGAGUCCUACACCAAGCAGAAAUACCCGGAGCAACCUGGUCGGUUUGCCAAACUGCUGCUCCGUCUGCCUGCCCUGCGCUCCAUCGGACUGAAAUGUCUGGAGCAUCUCUUCUUCUUCAAACUGAUCGGCGAUACCCCCAUCGACACCUUCCUCAUGGAAAUGCUGGAAGCUCCACAUCAGGCUACGUGACACAGGCUCCUAGGCUCUUUGUAAAUAUUAUGCACAUCGCUGUAAUUGAUGUAAAGGUUUAAGUCACCUCAGCUGUAAACUAUUUUUUUGUACGGGGCAUAAUUAAUAAUGCAAAAUUACAUUUAGGAGGGCAAACGAGUUUUGUUGAAAAGAAUUUCAUAGAAUUGUAAAAACUUUUGUUCCUGUAAAUAGUUACGUAACAUCAGGUCAAUGCAAUGUUGAAGCUAAUGUUAUGAAAUGAAAACUGUAUUAAAAUUAAUUUUGUUAAACUCGAGGUAGCACAGUGGCGUGGUGCGUAGUAGUCUUACCUUUCACAUCCAAGUUUGGGGGGUCAAAUCCCACCCCUGCCGUGUGUGUGUGUGUGUGUGUGUGGAGUUUGCAUGUUCCCCCCCUUCCUGCAGUCCAAAGACAUGCUGUUAGGUUUUACUGCCAUCUCUAAUUUGCCAUAGUCUAUGACUGCAUGUCCUGUGUUGGACUGGCAUCCCAUUCCAGGGAGCCCUACCCCCCACCCAACCGGUGCCCUUCUCUGGAUAAGCAAAUGGAAGAUGGAACUGGACAAUAUUUACCGUUAUGGAAUAUGUUUCAUGAUUGUGUCACAAUAAAAUUAUUUAAACUUU